Molecule: messenger RNA, 641 nt
Organism: Fomitopsis serialis
Lineage: Eukaryota; Fungi; Basidiomycota; Agaricomycetes; Polyporales; Fomitopsidaceae
Exons: 2
Coding region: 213-545 (110 amino acids)
Source: RefSeq, a predicted model, not a curated record
CGCAAGCCUAAGGUAUAAUCGUGCCUGUCACUUGUCUCCAUCUUGCUGUCUCGUGCGCCUGUUGUCUGCCCGCUGUCCUGCUCGUCGACUGUCUCGCUCGCUGACCGUCUCGCUUUCCCACUGACUGACUCGCCCACCAUGCUUGGAUCAGACUCUGUUAUGUCCAAACUCACAUCUCGCCCACGCGCUCUCUCGCCCACGCGCCCUCUCGCAUGCGCUCUCUUGUACGUGCUCUCGUCUACUCGGCCAGCUUGCCACCGACUCACCCACGUGAUUGCCCAUGCAGCCGUUCAUGUGUCCAUUUGCCGCGGACCCGUGGUGGACCUACCUGGACCCGUGCAGAACCCGUACCCGCCGUCGCGGGUCAGUACUCGGGCCGGGUACGGGUCCAGGUCAAGCUCGGGGCACCUGCGGGUAGACCCCUGCUCUGCCUAGUACUACUACUACUACGGUACAGGUACGAUGCGUGCGGCUCUGGCUGCAGGUGGUGUUGCUACUGCGUCACUGGGGGCGCCCACUGUCACUCUAGUACAGCUAGCUGGUGAUUGAUGUAUCAUGGCAGUUAGACGUAGACAGUAGUUACUUCUGCAUGUUCGCUUGACCCAGUGUUGUGUAGAAUACAUAGUAUGCAUUAAUGUUUG